Patiria miniata (bat star) is the source of this 1266-nucleotide messenger RNA. RefSeq names its product E3 ubiquitin-protein ligase RNF170-like. The transcript has 5 exons. The coding region runs from base 31 to 891 and encodes 286 amino acids. The record is from RefSeq and is a predicted model, not a curated record. Gene Ontology annotation, molecular function: ubiquitin protein ligase activity. NCBI's taxonomy places the organism in Eukaryota, Metazoa, Echinodermata, Asteroidea, Valvatida, Asterinidae.
UUGUGUGAAGUAAAGUAAAAUCGCUGAAAAAUGGAAUCCUCUGCACCUACCGAUGUCAUGCAGACAGGGACAAUUAUUGAAGGUGUUGGUGAUGAGCUUGUGCACGCCUUCGGAAUUGUUCUUGUCCUCGCACUUCCGUUUGUCAUUGCGUAUUUCAACAGUAGAAACCAAGCCACAACUGAAGCUAUCCACCCGGAAAAUGAACAGCGCGUUUACGAGGCCAGACAGCGAUUGGGCGUGGAUACAGAGACGGCAAGUGUCAACCGUCAACAACAACAACAACAGCAACAGCAGCCACAAGAUCAACAACAAAAUGGCAGUACCCAGUUACCGCCGGCUAGGCACAGAUACAGCACAGAUCCCACCUGCCCAGUCUGCCUCAGUGAUUUAGCCUACGCAACCGAGACAAACUGUGGCCAUGUUUUUUGUGGAAACUGUUUAAUUACUUACUGGAGACAUGGCAACUGGCUGGGUUCCAUCAGGUGUCCUGUUUGCAGACAGCAGGUGACUCUGUUACUGCCAAUUUUCCGAGAGGUGGACCACACGACAGAGGACGCCCAAGCAGUGACCACGGAGAUCAACAACUACAACAGACGAUUCUCUGGGGAGCCGCGACCGCUGAUGGAUUACAUCCACGAUCUGCCCACCCUCCUGCGCCACGCCAUGCGGGAGUUCUUCACUCUCAGCGGCCUGGUCUGGAUGUUCCGUCUCCGCAUCAUCGUGUGCUUCUUAGCCGCCUUGCUCUACUUUGUCUCCCCGCUGGACAUCAUUCCCGAGGCCGUCUUUGGCGUGCUCGGUUUCGUCGACGACCUGCUCAUACUGGUUCUCUUGCUGAUCUACGUCACCAUCAUCUACCGGAGUUUCAUUGCGGCCCGGGCAGCGGCUGUCUGACAGCACCUACCCUUCCACAGAAUGGAUCGCUCUGGAUUUGGCCAUAAGCUCUGCUCGCCUUUUUGUUUGUGUACAUUUCUCACACUGUCUGACAGUACCUACCCUUCCAAAAAAUGGAUUGUUCUGGAUUUGGUCAUAAGACCCACCCAUUUUGGGGGGUUUGUGUACACUUCUCACAUUGGCUGUCUGACAGUACCUACCCUUCAACAGAAUGGACCUUUCUGGAUUUAGCCAUAAGCUCCGCCCACUUUUUUGGUGUGUACAUUUCUCACAGUGCUUGUGACCAAGUUCCAUCCAAUUGGUCAAUUUGUACUGAUUGACAGGCAGGAAGGAUCCACUCCCUUUCCCUUCUCACAAAAAAAGCUGAAAAUGCAA